This is a messenger RNA of Drosophila novamexicana, 3492 nucleotides long. RefSeq names its product phosphatidylinositol 4-phosphate 5-kinase type-1 alpha (gene PIP5K59B). The coding region runs from base 289 to 2751 and encodes 820 amino acids. Lineage: Eukaryota; Metazoa; Arthropoda; Insecta; Diptera; Drosophilidae. The transcript has 16 exons. Gene Ontology annotation, molecular function: phosphatidylinositol kinase activity. The record is from RefSeq and is a predicted model, not a curated record. Gene Ontology annotation, biological process: phosphatidylinositol metabolic process.
GUGAACUUAAAUUGCAAAAAGGUUGACGCCAUAGGCCAGACGUACAGGCGAGAGCCAAGGUUUCUGCUCCCUUGGCCCAUUGAUUGUUGUUGGAUAAUCCCGAAGCACAAGAGCCAAAUUAAACAAAAGUAGCUUUUAGAUAUUAACAAUUUACUAUACACUAAAAAGCCCCAAUAAACCAAGCAACAUGUCCUAGUAUUAGUAGCUAAGCAGCUUAGGUGGAAACGUGGGCGAGUGUCAACCAGGAGCACCAGCAGCAGCAGCAGCUGAAGCAGCUAAUGCGUCAGCAUGGCGUCCGGCGACGGGGACACCAUCCACACCAUUGACAUGGACAGCUCCUCCACAUCGCAGGCCAAACUGGCGGAGCCAGGCAAUGUCUCCACCGACCAUGUGGGUAACUCAUCGCCCGACCUGGGCAGUCGGCCUCUGCGCUCGGCGAACAAAGCGGACAAGGAGCGCAAGAUUGGACACAGGCGGGUCGGUGAGGGCGGCGAGAUUACCUACAAAAAGAUACAGACAUCGCAAAUCAUGGGCUCCAUACAGCUGGGCAUACAGCAUACGGUCGGCAGCCUGGCAUCAAAGCCAAAACGUGAUCUACUUAUGAUGGACUUCUGGGAAAUCGAGAGCAUUACGUUUCCGCCAGAGGGUUCUAGCCUUACACCUGCCCACCAUUAUAGUGAAUUCAGAUAUAAGAUCUAUGCGCCCAUAGCAUUUCGUUACUUUCGUGAUCUGUUUGGCAUACAGCCGGAUGAUUUCAUGAUGUCUAUGUGCACUUCGCCGCUGCGCGAACUAUCGAAUCCAGGUGCUUCCGGCUCAAUAUUCUAUUUAACGGACGAUGACGAGUUCAUUAUCAAAACGGUGCAACACAAAGAGGGUGAAUUUCUACAAAAACUACUGCCUGGUUAUUAUAUGAAUCUCAAUCAAAAUCCGCGCACUUUAUUGCCGAAAUUCUUCGGACUCUACUGCCUGCAAACGAGCAAUGCCAAAAAUAUUCGCCUGGUGGUGAUGAAUAAUCUGCUGCCGUCAUCGGUGCGAAUGCAUCUGAAAUAUGAUCUCAAGGGUUCGACGUUUAAGCGCAAGGCAUCGAAGGCGGAAAGGGCCAAAAAGUCGCCCACAUACAAGGAUCUGGACUUUAUGGAACAGCAUCCGAACGGCAUCUUUCUGGAGGCGGAAACAUAUUCGGCGCUCAUUAAGACCAUACAAAGGGAUUGCACUGUGCUGGAAUCAUUCAAGAUAAUGGACUAUUCGCUGCUGCUGGGCGUGCACAAUUUGGAUGUGGCCUUAAAGGAGAAACUGAGCGAGCAUAGGAAACCAUUGAGGGCACCGCUGGCCGAGGAUUCCGAUGUCGAUGAGCCGCUGGAGGCAGUCGAGGGCGAUGGAAAGGAACGCGACGCAGCAACGGGCAUCAGCAGAAACAAUGUGGCAUACAGAUCGGUAAAUCGGCAGCGCCUGGUCGCUCACUCCACGGCCAUGGAGAGCAUUCAGGCGGAAAGCGAACCCAUCGACGAUGAGGAGGAUGUGCCGCCUGGCGGCAUUCCGGCACGCAGCGAGAAGGGCGAACGCCUAUUGCUCUACAUUGGCAUCAUCGACAUACUGCAAUCCUACAGGCUGAAGAAGAAGCUGGAGCACACUUUCAAAAGCAUAAUACACGACGGGGAGACCGUUUCGGUUUGUCGGCCCUCGUUCUAUGCUCAAAGAUUUCAAAACUUUAUGGCUAAAACCGUAUUCCGCAAGAUACCAUCGCUGGAUCUCCCAGAGAUCAAAGGAAAUCACAGAAAAUUUCGUACCUUGGUAACCAGUUAUAUAGCGCUUAAGCAUUCGCCUUCGAAGAGAAAAAGCCUAUCCAAGGCCAUACAGCGCUCCAUAGACAGCGAGAACGAGUCGACACGUGCUGUGCACGCCUCGCACUCGCACAGCAGCGGCAAAAUUUUCCAGCAGUCGAAGAUGCCCACAACGGAGGCCACAUCAGCAGCAGCUGCUUCGGAAAGGGAGCGUGACCGGGACAGGGACAGGGACAGGGACAGGGAUCGGGAUCGGGAAAGUGGGCGUCACUCCAGCACAGCUGGCCAGAGCAAUGUGCCACCGCCGGUGAGGCAGCGCGCGUCCGCCAACCCGACGACGACGGCCGCGAAUGCGGCGGGAGGCAAUCUGAAGGCGCGCGUUCCUCCGCCAGUGCCACCACGCGGCUCGCCACGUCGCAAGGAUACACAGGAGAGUCGGGCACACUCCACCACGCCAGGCACAACUCCAUCAUGCAGUUCAACACCUCCCCCUGCCUUUGACGACAUCUCCGAGGACAGCUCGAACAAGAACAGCACAUCCUCGACUGGGCGCAGGUCGCAGCACCAUCAUCAUCAUCAUCAUCACCAGCAACAGCAGCAGCAGCAGCAACCUUCCUAUUAUCAGCAACAGCCACAGUAUUUGGAACGGAAAAUGAAUAUUGGUCCCGCCUAUCGUGGCUCCUACAAGGAGGAUAUCGUCAGCGUCUCUGAGGUGCAUCUGGACACGUUUCUGGCGGUGGACACCUCAACGAGCAGUCACUAUGGCUCACGUGGCGGCUUGGCCUGGACGCCACCGGCAUCAGGUGAGGGCUCAACACCCACUUGGACAGAGGGCACACCCAGUUUUACGGACUCCAGUUCGAGUGGUGAUCUCGACAACUUCUCGCCCAUAAAUUCAUCUAAAAUCGAUCGACACAAGCCGACAGUGGAAGAUGCCAUCAACUCUCUGUCCUCCGGAAUGAUCAACUAACAUAGCAUGUGAUGAUGGACACAGAACAAAAGCAGCAACUACUUCUCGUAUACAUGAGGUAAACAGAAUUCGAAUAAAAGUGCAGACAAACAUAUUGCAAGGAUAAUGCUCGAGUGUUUAGGUACAGAGGUGUGCACAUACUUUGAUAUAUAAUAGAUACUGGGUAUGUAUAUGUAUGUACAUAUUUGUGUAUGGAGUGCACGUGUAUAGCUAGGAUAUAAUCAAAAGGCGACCUUGUAGAGCUCCAUGAAUGAAAAACCGGAAAACAGAUUCAACACUUUCCCACACAUCCAGCAAUUUCUACAUGCAUUCGUAUAUAUACAGGAUACCAGCAACAGAUAUCGUUCAAGAAAUAUAUAUAUAUAUAUAUAUAUACAAACAAAAUACAUAUAUACAUAUAAUAUACGAAUACAAUAAAUUUAUCUAUUUGCAUACCCAAGGCAACAAUAAUUAUAAUUGAUAUUAUAUAUAUACAAAUUACAAAACAAAUCAAAUAAGAUGCAAACGUUCCAGUUCCCGUUCCUUGAUCCGCGUUCCAUAUAAUAAUUAUAAUAAUAAUGUGUAUUAAAUAAAUCGUUCGACUCGAUGAUAUUUGCUAGAUGAAUGAUGAAUGAAUAGUAUCGAAUUAUACAAUGCAUUAAAAUUAAAGCAAAUAUAUGAUCAAAUUAAAAGGAAACAUUUUUGCUAUACUUUCGAUCUUCGAUAUAUCCACAUACGUAUUAUGUACACCUAUGUAUAAUC